GUAUUACAGUGAAGCUUUGGAAAUAUUUCAUGAAAUCAUUUGUUUGAGUGAAACCUGGAAGUUUUUUUUAAUAUUAUUAUAAUUUGAUUGUUUAGGUUUUUAUAACUGAGUCAAUGUUGAAGUGGAUUCAUCUUGUGUUAAUUGAAGCAGGAAGAAGAAAGUAGGUGUUAAUCCAAACUUAAAAUCUUGUUUUUCCCCCCUUUUUUGUCUGGAUGUUUUGCAGCUUUAAACAGUCCAUCAUGCCUUGCGGUGUCCCAGUUCCAGCGCGAUGUAUUUACCAGCAGGAGAAGUGAAACGGGGGAGCGCAGGGGCAUUUUCCGCAGCUCACAGGAGAGACUGCAGAGGACUGUCGUCCAGAGAGGACGCUCACAAACUUUCGUGCCGCGCUCCGAACCGUCACUUAGCUGCAUUUUGGAGGAUGUGUUAGCAAAGCUUUUACUGCCGCGCGCCCGUUCACAGACUAUGCUAAUUUGAGCGGAAAAAUAGCGGAUUUCUCGCCUUCGUGUGUGAUUUCUUACACUAACUUCCAUCCCCAGAAGGAAAAACAGAGACGAAUCUCGCCGAUACCGUUAAGUGAAUUAGCCACGGGGCCCUCUCUGCCGCCCCGCAUCAUUGCAGCUCUCGAUAAUGUUGCAGCUAAUGCACCAUAACUGGCUCCCUCGUUUCUGACCCAAAAUGGAGCUGAAGGUCUGGGUGGAUGGAGUCCAGCGAGUCGUGUGUGGGGUCACCGAAGCAACCACCUGCCAGGAAGUGGUAAUUGCUCUGGCUCAGGCCAUAGGACGUACAGGGAGAUACACUUUAGUUGAAAGAUGGCGGGACACCGAGCGGCAUCUCGCCCCAAACGAGAGCCCCGUGGCGUCUCUGAACACAUGGGGUCAGUACGCCGGGGACGUCCAGCUGGUUCUGCACCGCACCGGCCCGUCGCUGACGGAGCGGCCUCCCUCAGAGGGGCCCCCGCUCCGGGCGCCUGAGCGCGGGCUGCACCGUCAAAGUCUCCCGCCCCUCGCAAAGCUUCGUCAUCCGCACGACCAUUCGCUUCACCGCCGAGAGCCGCGCCGCAAGUCCCUCACGUUCACAGGAGCACCCAGGAGUCUGAGGGAGAUGCUGAGCGCCGGGCGGGCCUGUGACGGGGAUGGGAAGAGAAGGUUCCUGCUGGGGGGGGACAGGAACCAUUUCCAUUCCUCUCCAGUCUUCGGGGCCACCUCAACCAGCUUAUGGACCCGUAGCAUGGAAGAUCUAGUCCGACUGGUCAGUCUGCAGAGAGACACUCUGAACGUGCUGGAGAGGAAGCUGGAAGCCUAUGAAGCUGAGCUCCAAGCCUGGGUGGGGGGGCGAGGGGGCUUCGCUGGAGGCUGCAGUGUGGAGCUGGGAGGAGGACUGUCGGAGGAGAUUUCCAAGCUAGAGAAGCACUUAAGGAAGAAUGAGGUGGAAAUGGAGGAGGAAGAGUUUUGGGCCACGGAGCUGCAGAUUGAGGUGGAAAGUGAAAGGCAGUUGGAGGAGAGGCUGCAGGAGCUGCGAGGACGCCUUCAGGGCUGCGAGCGGGAAAUCGAAGACAAGCUGGCGAGGGUCCAGGGUGUGGAGGCGGGGCUGAAGGAGGAGAAGCUGCAGAGAGAGCAGCAGGAGACCCAGUGGGUCAGCGAGGCGGAGGCGCGAGCGCAGGUCCUCAGGAUCCGGGCGGAGCUGAAGGCUCAGGAGAGGCAGGCGGUGCAGCUGGAGAGCAGCUGCAGGGCUGUGGACCGAUCGCUCAGUCAAAGCAGCAAAAAGAUUCAGGACAUGCAGCACGAGCUGGAGCAGCUGACCAAGGAGCUGAGGCAGGUGAACCUGCAGCAGUUUAUCAAGCAGACUGGAACCAAGGUUACAGUGUUGCCGGCCGAACCCUCUGAGGAUGACGGCGCCCGCAGCAGUCGCUGUGCAGAUUCCGUUCCUCUAACGGGCUCUCUGAAGCGCCCUGCGGCGUCCCACCUGACCUCCAGUCACCUCCGUGUUCUUCAGAACUCUCUCAGCUCUGGCCUAAACCCAGAAGGGAUCUACGUGUGAUUUCUUUCUUUUUUUCCCUCCCUCCAGGACUGAGUUUUAACUUAUCUCACAACUAUGCAUUUUGUAUGUUGACUUGGUGAAGGAACAAUCUCAGCAUGGAAGUCAUGAAGCACUUGGUUUUUUAUUAAGCUGAAGGUGGUUUGAAGCAUGUUUUACACGAAUCGGUCUCCAAACGAGGCCGUUUGAUUGGUUUCUGGCUGUUGGUGGAAACGGUUCCGCCUGCUGUACUCCUUAUUCUCCCUGCUGGAUCUGCUGGAUGGUUCGUGUUGCUCUCUCAAGCAUCGUCAUUUUAAAGCCUCUGCCUUUUGAACCGUGUCUCUGAGAAUGUGGUGAAUGCGUGGCCCUUUUCCCACAGCAGCUACCCCGCAUCAACUCUAGAGAAGAUGUUCUCAUUAAGAAAGUGUUGGAGAUGCACACAAAGUGGGCGGAGUCAAACAGAUUUGCGUCUUCUCUUUUAUAGGUGAAGGAUGUAAUUCCCCCGUGACCAAUCUGCUCUCAAGUUCAAACUAUGCACAAGCGUUUUUUGUCGAUAAAGAAUGUCUGACUGUAAAUCACUUUACAGCUUUAUCUAGCGACUUAGUACGUUAACAGAAAUGCAGUGUCUUAGUCCCGUAGCUGCACAUUAAGGCAGUAUUGAGCGUAUUUUUGUUGUUUAACCACAGCAUGAUAUAUUUUUGCUGAAUGUAACUUUUUUUUCUUUUUUUCUUACUCUGACCAAAGGUGGACAGACAGGUGUUUGUGCAUGAUGGUGUCAACCGUAGACUGGUGUGCAGAGCAGUAGACCAGCAGCUGUUGAGCGGAUAGCUGCGUCGGGAGUCUGAGCCGGCGAUGUUGCGUGCAUGUCCGCAUGCGUUUGCAGUCAGAGCAGCGGAGGAGCGGUGCACGUCAUUGGCCGUGCGUCAGCAGACGGAAUAGCCAGGUAAUGAAGCCUCUCUUUAGGUUGUAGCUUAGCUGCUAAACACGUCAGAGUGCCUUACGCUCGUCCUCAAACGGACUCUGGAGAUCAUUAAUAGUGAAGACUUAAGGUAGACAUGAAGGAUAAACCAUAUAAAAUUCAUUAGAUAUUUGUACUUGACUGCAACAUGAAAACUACAGUUAAAUAGUUUUCGUGUUUUGUAAAAACACUUCUCGUGGUCCUGCGCUGUUUUUUUUUUUUUUUCUUUUUUAUAAAUCAUGUGCAGUGAAUUUUUUUUUUUUUUCUCGUUGCACAGCACAUGUACUGUAGUUGACAUCCGUACUGUCACACAGUUAUGGUCACUGUUUACAACUGCAAAUCUUCUGGAAAACUCCAAGAUGUCGACUGUAAAUAACCUGUAUUUUUUUUUUUCCUUUUUUUUUUUUUUUACAUUUUUCUUUGCCUUUGAUACAUUGCUGGGUGUUUUUGAAGGGUUUGUAUGGCUGUUAACAGGCUGAUGUCAUGAUAUGGAUCGCAUGGUUCAAUAAACCAUCUGUCAAAAUAAGCUGUUUCUCCGAGACAGAUUUGUAGCCGUCGUUCCACAGCGAGUGUUUAAAGUUUAGUCCAGUAGAGGGAAACGUUUGCACAGAAAUGGUGGAGAUAAAAUAGCUGCAUGGCUGGAGGAGAAUCAACUCCAGUUUUCUUUUUAGUCUCAAUGGAGUUAAAUGUUCUAGACCAAAAUGACUUUGAAACUAAGUUAAUUACAAUUUUUGCCCCAAUAACCCAUGAAAAACUUAAACACAUUUUUCCAUUUUGGUAUAAACAGACUGGAUUACAUGUUUACACAUAUCAAUAGUUGUCAAACAACACUAUCACGGCUAAAAAGACCUCCACCGUGCAGGCUAACACUUUUUCUGUUUGGCUCCCACCUUCAGGGUCACUACAGCAGAUCAGUUUUUUUAUUUUAAAUAAAGUGUUCCCCUUCCUGA
Messenger RNA from Oryzias melastigma (Indian medaka), 3921 nucleotides. RefSeq names its product ras association domain-containing protein 8 (gene rassf8a). Lineage: Eukaryota; Metazoa; Chordata; Actinopteri; Beloniformes; Adrianichthyidae. Gene Ontology annotation, biological process: signal transduction. The coding region runs from base 676 to 2037 and encodes 453 amino acids. The record is from RefSeq and is a predicted model, not a curated record. The transcript is spliced from 6 exons.